AACAAUAUUCUAUCAUAUACUCUACUAUCUCUCAACAUAUCAGCUGCAUAAGCUGAUUCGAAAGCAAUCAGGAACCAUUGAAAUCGAGCUCUAAGGGUUAACAAUGUCGGCUCGAUUGCUGAAGAAAGUCCUCAAAGAACAAGAAGAAGAACAACAACUAAUUCAGAAUAAAUUGGACGGUGAUGACUCCGAGGAUUCCCCUGAAUCGACCGCUCGCUCUUCCAGAAAUCUCUUUGAUCUUCUCAACGACGACGAUGAUCAGCUGCAGGUGUUUGAGUCAGAAAUUGCCGAUGAAUCCUUGGUAGGACACAUUGAUGAUGAAGAACCCUCUGUGGUGAAAGCUACUGUGAACUCAAUUCCAUUGUCUAAUAACAAGGCGAAAAAAAAGAAAAAGAAAAAAAGAAAGGAGGUUCCCUCUUCAAAUGUAGAAAAUGUUGAAAGACCCUUGGAUGUGAUGUUAGAAGGUUUAUCUUUUGAAGCUCAGUCUGCUAGUCCUCAGCCUGGUCCUUUAAAAGCUAAACAAGGAAAUGUAAAAGUUGGUGACAGCCUGGUUAAACAAUGUAUCCCGUCUAUUUUACAAGUGGAUCCCAAAUUUCUAAGUGCAGAAAAUGAGCUAAAAAGAAUAUUUGGCUCUAAGGUAGUGAAUUUAUUUGAAAAAAGUAAUCAAACAGGCAGUUCUAGACAAUCACGUGGGGGUCGACGUGGAGUCCACAACCAUAGGAAGACUAUUCUUGUCUCUCCGUCAGACCAUUGGCCUCGUUGGGAUGGCUCUUUGUCCAUGGAACUUCUGGAAACCAAAGAUGGAUACAACUAUUUCAGAUAUGUACAUUCAUCUUCCUAUAGCCAAGCUCAGAGAUCAUUCGAAGCUACCAAAGCAAUAAAUGAUCUUAAUGGUAUAGCAAGUGUUCUAUUUAACAAUCCUUACCAUGUAGAUUCGCUCAUUACUAUGGCAGAGUAUUUUAAAUUCUCGGGUGAGCAUCAAAUGUCGGCAGAGUUUAUUGCGAAGUGUCUAUAUGCCUUGGAAUGUGCAUGGCAUCCAAUGUUCAGCCCCUUGCAGAGUAAUUGCCAGUUGAAAUAUGGCCAUGACACGAACAAGCCAUUGUUCACUACACUUUUCAGUCACAUGAAAAAUAUGGAUAGGCGUGGGUGCCAUCGAUCUGCACUUGAAAUUUGCAAACUAUUGCUUUCAUUGGAUUCGGAUGAUCCGAUGGGUGCCAUUUAUUGCAUUGACUACUACUCUUUGAGAGCAGAAGAGUACACAUGGCUAGAACGAUUCUCUGAAGAAUAUAGAAGUGAUAAUUCCUUGUGGUUAUUUCCAAAUUUUUCAUACUCUCUCGCCGUGUGCCGGUUUUAUCUUGAGCAGGAGGGGCUCUCAAAAGAUAGUCAAACAGACACUGGAAAAGCCUCUUCAACUGAUCUCAUGAAGCAGGCUUUGAUGCUUCAUCCUUCAAUCUUAAAAAAACUAGUGGCAAAAGUACCUUUAAAGGAUCAGAUAUGGACAAAGAUACUCAAGCAUAGCUUCUUUGGGUCAGAUCAAACCGGAAUCCCAUCCUUGGAUCACCUGAAUAAUAUAUAUGUUGAGAGGAGUUACCUUGUAUGGAGGCUCCCUGAUAUGCAAAAAUUGCUUAAGGACUCUGCACUACUGGUGGUUGAGACGCUGGAACAUAAUAGAAGUGAUGCAAAAGAUUGGGCUUGUGUGAGAAAAGAAGCAUUCUCAUCUGAGAAAAAUGAGUACAAGCAUCUGCUGGUAUCAGAUUUUUCUGAUUCAGUGCCAACUCUGCCACCUGAUAACCUGCAAAAUUUUCUAGCUGAUCCGAGGAUGAGAGAACAGCAGAACAGGGAUCAAUUCGCCAACCCAGCUGGUGGGGCACGUGCUCCUCGUGAUGUUGCAAAUCGAAAUGCAUUAGCUGUCUUGUUUGAGUCUAUGCUACCAUGGAUUGAUUAUGGAGGAAGAGGAGAUGAAGGAGGGGCCGGUGAGGAUCACUUGGGUCAAUGACCAUGAACAAGAUGACGAAGAUAAAAUUUGCAGACACUGACAGUCUAGAAAAUGAGAGGAAAUCCUAUUUUUGGUCUUUGUUCACAUUAUCAAAGAGAACGAUUAUCUGUGCAAAUCUGAAAUAUUUAAUUUUAUUAGCAGAAAAAGAAGUCAAAUGGCUAAUAUAUUGCAUUGUAGGAUCACGUGUUGCAUAAUAAGAGCAAUGUAGUUUUAACUUUUCACUUCUGAUAUUGAAACUAUUUGGCUGUUUGGAAAAAUAGAAACCGAUCCAGUGUAAUAGAAAUUGCAUUGCAUUUGAACGUGCACGUGCUGAAUGAACAUUGUGAAAGAGAAUUCAUCUAAUUGUCAUAUUUGUUUA
This is a messenger RNA of Cornus florida, 2354 nucleotides long. RefSeq lists its product as uncharacterized. Lineage: Eukaryota; Viridiplantae; Streptophyta; Magnoliopsida; Cornales; Cornaceae. Bases 104 to 1996 code for a protein of 630 amino acids. The record is from RefSeq and is a predicted model, not a curated record. The transcript is spliced from 4 exons. Gene Ontology annotation, cellular component: RQC complex.